This is a messenger RNA of Corvus hawaiiensis (hawaiian crow), 3191 nucleotides long. It is a transcript of the gene DEGS2, whose product is annotated as delta 4-desaturase, sphingolipid 2. The transcript is spliced from 3 exons. Bases 28 to 996 code for a protein of 322 amino acids. The record is from RefSeq and is a predicted model, not a curated record. Gene Ontology annotation, cellular component: membrane. Gene Ontology annotation, molecular function: sphingolipid delta-4 desaturase activity. NCBI's taxonomy places the organism in Eukaryota, Metazoa, Chordata, Aves, Passeriformes, Corvidae. Gene Ontology annotation, biological process: sphinganine metabolic process; ceramide biosynthetic process.
AGCGCGGCGCGGGGCGCAGCGGGAGCCAUGGGGAACCGUGUCACCCGUGAGGACUUCGAGUGGGUCUACACGGAGCAGCCCCACACGCAGCGCAGGAAGGAGAUCUUGGCAAAGUAUCCAGAGAUCAAGACUCUGAUGGGCCCAGAUCCACAUUUAAAGUGGAUUGUAUCUGGAAUGGUUUUCACGCAGCUGCUGGCAUGCUACCUGGUGAAAGACUUAUCUUGGAAAUGGAUUUUCUUCUGGGCUUAUGCUUUUGGGGGUUGCAUCAACCAUUCCCUGACCCUCGCCAUCCAUGAUAUUUCACACAAUGUGGCCUUUGGCAACAAGCAGGCCAAGUGGAACCGAUGGUUCGCAGUCUUUGCCAACUUGCCCAUUGGCAUCCCCUACUCUGCCUCCUUCAAGAAAUACCACAUUGACCAUCACCGGUAUCUGGGAGGGGACAGUUUGGACGUGGACAUUCCCACAGACUUUGAGGGCUGGUUUUUCUGCACGCCACUUCGGAAACUGCUUUGGCUGUUCCUCCAGCCUCUGUUCUACAGUCUGAGACCACUGUAUGUGAACCCCAAAGCAAUUACACGGAUGGAAAUUCUCAAUGCUCUCGUCCAGUUUUCUGUAGACCUCAUCAUUUACUACCUGUGGGGGCUCAAACCAGUUAUUUACUUAGUAGCAGGUACAAUUCUUUGCUUGGGUGUUCAUCCCAUUUCUGGGCACUUCAUAGCAGAACACUACAUGUUCCUAAAAGGGUAUGAGACAUACUCUUACUAUGGACCUCUGAACUGGCUCACCUUCAAUGUAGGCUACCACAUGGAGCAUCAUGACUUCCCCAGCAUUCCUGGAUGCAGAUUGCCCAUGGUGAAGAAGAUUGCAGCAGAAUAUUAUGAUAACCUCCCACAUCACCAGUCCUGGAUUCGAGUUCUGUGGGACUUUGUUUUUGAUGACACUCUUGGUCCUUAUUCAAGGGUUAAGAGACUGUGCAAGCUGGCAAAGGAAAGCUAACAGGGUAGGUCUGCCUGCUGCAGUGGUGUGUGUUUGUUCAUUGCCACAACUUCAGUUUUCUGCAGAAAUAGAAGGAUCUUUCUGUGUGCUGAAUUAAAGUUGGUGCAUGCUGCUUACGCCAAGAGGAUGAGUGUGAAAAUGAAGCCAUUUUAGACUACUGAUACUUUUUAAUAAAGGAUAUUUGUAUAUGUAACCCUCAGAAACUACAUUAGAGUGAACUAUGAUUAAGUGAACCUUAGGUCUAGGCUUAGAAUUAACUUCCUGGGACACAAGAGCCUAAGCCCAAGUUUUGGCUUUGUCCACAGGGGAGAACGUUUGCUGUGUGUUAUGUGUGAGCGUGCGUGUGUGCAGUUCAGGACUGGUUUCUCUUGAUGCCAGAUUGGAAGUAGAUGCUCUGUGUGCACAGGACUGUGGAAGCAGGGAGGACUGGCAUGCAGAAGUAAAUGAUACUCCCUGGAGAACACAAGGGUGCUCUUAGCUCAAUGUCUUGUUUAAUCUAAUAUCUCAUUAUCUUCCAAGAAUUGCUAAUAGCAGAGAUUUUAUAUAUGCAUAUAUGUUUAUAUUUUUGUACGUCUGUAACAUUAUUUUAGUAGCUGCGGUUGGAUCUUUAUUCCAGGGCUUUGUCUAAACCUUUUCUGAAUGAACUUCCAUUCUUAGAAUCUAAUACUGUCACUAACUGACAGAUCUGAACUGUGGCAAGGAGAAAUCCUUUCUUUAGUCUUCCACCUACUGCCCUGAUCAGCAGCAUGGAUGUGCCUCUGGAGGAACUGGGUGGUCCUUUCUCAUUCACCUUUUCAACAGUAUUCAUAACUUCAUGUAUCUCACCUUUUUCCCUACUGUAAGUCCUCUGGGAAAAGGAGAGGUUCUAGUUUUAAUUUUUCCGUGCCAAGACUCUUAGCAUCUCUAGUCACCUUUCUUGUGUCUCCUCUGUAUUACACCCCUUUCUGUGCAUGGGAGUUAGGAGUACAUGUCCGUGAAGACAUGGAGAUGUCUUCAUCUCCAUGGUGGUAUUUGUUCCUAACUGCUUUCAGAAUAAUGGUAAUUUUUGUCCUCUGUCAUUCAAGGGGCACAACUUGACAUUUGGGAAGCACAUGAUACUCUAGCUAUAUAAAAUUGCCACUGGUGGUGUUAAGGGGAUGUACCUGGAACACAGAGAUAGGGUUGUUUCUCUCGCUAUAUUUCUUACUUGGUGCUAUUGACAUUAACCUUCAUCUCUCAUCUCUCCCCACUGGCUACUAAAAUCUUCCUGCCUGUCCUCUCCAACUAGAAACUUCUGGCUAUCCUCAAUAAUUCUGCAUCUUCAAAAAUAUUAAUCAACAUAACCUUUCUCCAAGCAGAACAAUAUCUUGGGAGUCAAGAAUUCAGAUGCCAUCUAGUAAAUUCCCUCUACCAUGGAAAGCUGGCAAAAUAUUUCUGUCCUUACUAAGUGGUUAAAAGAGAGACAUAUAUAUAUAUAUAUAUAUAUAUAUAUAUAUAUAUAUGGGUUCUCUUGCCCUGUAACCCUCUAACAGUUUGGGUUUUUUUUCUUCUGGAAAUCCAUGGCUGUAACAAAGAAACGGAUUAUUGUGCAGCCUCAUUGGUCCCUCAGAGUAUGUGAUUAGACCUGGGAAGCCUGAUUUCCUCACUAAACACAAUUUUGUUCCUUCCUUCAGCAGCACUGGAUCCAGUGAGCCAGUUCUGUCUGUUCACAAGGCAGCUGAGCUAACCUGCUGCAAUUUGGGUUCCUCCUUCAUGUACCCUUUCUCCAUUUUUCUCACCCAUAUGAUUUUGGCAGUUGGGUAAAUAAAUACCCAGGUCUGUUCAGCAGAGCAAGAUCCUUUGUAAUACAGGGGCUGAACACCAGUUUAUUCACAGAUACUGUUUUGUGCUUUUGGAUAAGAAGAGCAAGAAUGGGGCUUCUUCCAGCACUUCAGCCUUCACUGGUUCCUCAGUGACAAAUAUACUUAAGACAUUAUGUCCUAAUUAUUAAAGCUGCUUCUCUCCCAAAGGAGGCAUCGGUGUGGGAACUUUCAUUACCUUCUUUGUAUCAGUGCUAAUGUCAGGGAAUUUCAGUUUUUUAUUGAUUUACUUCAUAUUUGCUGUCACUCUGAUCACAUAUUCAACUUCCCACGUCUUUAGCAGCUGUUCCUCAACUCUCUUGUCCAGCUUAAUAAGUUAAUAUAAAAACACAAUAAAGAUUAUGCUGUUUUCCUCAA